Messenger RNA from Drosophila kikkawai, 2915 nucleotides. RefSeq names its product Wnt oncogene analog 6 (gene Wnt6). Gene Ontology annotation, molecular function: cytokine activity; frizzled binding. Gene Ontology annotation, biological process: cell fate commitment; multicellular organism development; canonical Wnt signaling pathway. The record is from RefSeq and is a predicted model, not a curated record. Gene Ontology annotation, cellular component: extracellular region. Lineage: Eukaryota; Metazoa; Arthropoda; Insecta; Diptera; Drosophilidae.
CCGACGUCCAUUCAUAGUGUUUUUAUACAUUGCGUUGGGGUCGGCGGCGAGAUCUCUCCCCGAUCCAAACCGAUCCGAUCCGAUCCGUUCCGUUCCCGAUCCACGGCGAUCCGCAGAAUCAGUCAAGAGCCAGAGCCCGCCCGAUCGGCGUUCGUUAUACUUUUUUCGCGAGUGAGUUUUUCGCGAGAGAGCGCGGAGGAGGUGGAAAAUCCCACGGUUGUUAUAGCCACCGCUAUAUACUCGUAGCACUCACCGAGUUUACGUUCUCGUGGCGAUCGGCUGGCGAUCCCUCAGAUCCGUACGAACGGUCAGUCAGCGCGAGUGUUUCGAUCGCGAGAAGAAUUCGCUGGUGGAUAAUGUUGGGAACAUGGGAAAAACGGGCGCAAAGGAUGCGCCACAACCUCAAGAAAGAACAAAAUUAAAAAACGUAUAAAAAAUCAGAGUAAAAAACAAAAUAAAACCGAAAAAAACCAGGAGAUCCAGCCAGAAGGCAACACCAAGCCACGAAUAUAAAAAAAAAAGCUAAAUAAAAAGUGCGGACAAAAAGCAGAGUCGCGCGCUUCUCGGGUCUUCGGUCUGGGAUUCUGAUUAAAGCGCGCGUUUAAUUUCGUUUUUUUACGCUACUCCCUGGAUAUCCUCCAAUAUAUAUAUAUAUAUUUAUAUAUACCCCCUAUAUCCUCCCCUCUUUAACGCAAAAAGAAAACCAAAAAAAAACAAUUCCCAAGUUGGACUCCACCCUUGGCCGGGCUUUUGAUUCGCUGUUCAACUUUUUGGCCUGGAACUUUUUUGUUUGCUUCGCGAGACCUGGCCGAGACGACGACGACGUUGGCGACUACUCCUGGGCCACAUUCCCUUUAAACGCCGCUCAGUACGCCGGCAGCUUUCUCCGCGUGCGUACGAGCACCACGCAGCCUCUGAAGCAGCAUCCUACUCUGUACGUAAAAAAAGUGAAAGAAACAGGACAGAAAGAUCACCUCAGGAUCGGCAGGCAGGCAGGUGAUCAUGUCGCCGGGGAUUCUGCCAACUUCCCCGCUGACCAAAUAUAUAUAUAUCACAAAAAAAAAUCCACUCAACUCGAGCCGCUUGAUUAAUUUCGCACACACGUCAACGAUAUUCAAAUAAGCAUCUCGUGUACUCAUCGUGGCCGCAAUAAAAAAGGCUUUAACUUUAACUACCUGCCAAAAGAAAUAAAGCAAAACAAAACAAAACAAAACAAAAACAAAAAACAAUAUAUAAAUACAACACUCUCUCUCCGGGAAAUAUAUUAAAAAAAAAAACGCCACGCACAUCUCAUUAUCGAGCAGCUCAACGGGCCAGAAUUUGGUUUGUUGCCGCUGCAUUUGGCGGCUUCAAUCGAUAUGCGUUUGCUCAUGGUAAUUGCAAUUUUAAUAUUCGCAAUGCCAAUGACUGGAUUCGGCUGGGCUGAGGGCACCAACAUCCUUCUCGAUCCCAAUCUAAUGUGCAAAAAGACACGUCGCCUGCGCGGCAAGCUGGCCGAAAUCUGCCGGCACGACUCGGCCCUGCUCAAAGAGAUCAUCAUCAAUGGCAUCAACCUGGGCUUCCGCGAAUGCGAGUUUCAAUUCCGCAAUCGCCGCUGGAACUGCACUGUUUUGCGCAAAAGCAUGAGGAAAAUCUUAAUGCGCGAUUCCCGGGAGACGGGUUUCGUGAACGCCAUCACUGCCGCCGGCGUGACCUAUGCAGUGACCAAGGCCUGUACGAUGGGCACGCUGGUGGAGUGUUCCUGCGACAAGGCCCACAUGCGACGUAAUGGCGGCCAGCCGGUAAUGGUCACUGCUGCCACUGCAGAGGCCACCUUGGAGCGACAGCAACAGGCAGCUUUGCUGCGCCAACAGUUGCCCCUGCAGGAUCAGCCGCAUGCCCAGCACCAGCGACUGAAUCGCCUUAACAACAUCACAGAUAUAUCUCCCCUGGAGCACAGAAACGGAAGAAAUCGAAGGCCUGGCGGGGGUAGAAGAGGACGUCGCAAAUUCUGGGACAACAUCAAGUUCCCAGAAGGACAGUGGGAGUGGGGUGGUUGCAGUGACAAUGUGAACUUUGGUCUACGCCAUUCGAGGGUUUUCCUAGAUGCCAAGCAGCGGCAGAGGAGGAGUGAUCUAGGGACACUGGUCAAGUUGCACAACAAUAAUGCGGGGAGAUUGGCCAUUCGUGAUGCCAUGAGGCUAGAGUGCAAAUGCCACGGCCUCUCGGGCUCCUGCACGGUGAAAACCUGCUGGCUAAAGAUGCCUCCCUUCCGGGAGGUGGCCGGACGCCUGCGGGAUCGCUAUGACAGUGCUCGUAAGGUGGCGUUGCGCAACGAUGGCAACAGCUUCAUGCCGGAAAAUCCUCGAGCGAGACCGGCGAAUAAGUACCAGCUAGUAUUUGCGGAUGAAUCGCCCGAUUUUUGUGCGGCAAAUCCAAAAACGGGAGCUCUGGGCACCCAGGGCAGGGAGUGCAAUGUGACCAGUCCGGGAUCCGAUCGAUGCGAUCGAUUGUGCUGCAAUCGAGGACACACCCGGCGUAUUGUCGAGGAGCAGACCAACUGCAGGUGCGUCUUCAAGUGGUGCUGCGAGGUGACCUGCGAAAAGUGCCUGGAGCAUCGAGCGGUCAAUACGUGCCUUUGAUUGAUCAAAUCAAAAAUUAUUAUAUUUGUAUUAUUUUCUUUCGGUUUAGUCAGGAAAAUAGAAUUUUGAAAGCUUUCCAUUUCGCGUGAUAGAAAAACAAACACACACACACUUACACAGAAAAAACGUUUUAAGUAUUAACUAACAAGUAAACACACGAGUAUCUCUAAUCUUUUAGCUAGUUGUAAAUACAAAUUAAAAAAACACACACAAAAAAGCACAUAAAAAUGCCUACGUUAUAUCAUAUUCAUAUGCAAUUCAUGUAAGCUUUGUAAAUAGUUGUAAUAAAAACAG